Messenger RNA from Eutrema salsugineum, 1488 nucleotides. RefSeq names its product la-related protein 6B. The transcript has 11 exons. NCBI's taxonomy places the organism in Eukaryota, Viridiplantae, Streptophyta, Magnoliopsida, Brassicales, Brassicaceae. Bases 1 to 1488 code for a protein of 495 amino acids. The record is from RefSeq and is a predicted model, not a curated record. Gene Ontology annotation, cellular component: nucleus. Gene Ontology annotation, molecular function: mRNA binding. Gene Ontology annotation, biological process: RNA processing.
AUGAGGAGUUGCCCUAAAACUGAGAAUGUGACAAAACAAACUAUUGGGAAUGUGGAAAGUCAGAUAAUGGAGAAGAAACUGCAAGAACAUGCCAAAAAUCCUUUCAAUAAGAAUGAUAAACAGCCUAAGCUACAGGAUUUAAUUGAGGAGGCAGAGCAAAAGACAUCAUCACCAAAGUCUUCUACGAACACAAAGUUUUCGGAUCUGCCUGAAUCUGUUUCUACCGAUUCGAGAGGUGGUUUACCAGAAGAUACUAUCCAAAAGAUAGUAAAUCAGGUUGAAUACUAUUUCAGUGACUUUAACUUGGCCACCACAGAUCAUCUGAUGAGUUUCAUUGGCAAGGACUCUAAAGGAUAUGGAAAAAUGUCUGCUGCUAAAUCAUAUGUAUCUUUGUGGCUGUCAUUAACUGAUUCUCAGCUUUCCGCAGUGCUACAGAACUCAGCAAAGCUUGUUGUUAGUGAAGAUGGAAAGAAAGUGAGACGCAUAAAUCCGAUUACGGCAUCUGCUAUAGACGAGCUCCAGUCUCGCACUAUUAUUGCUGAGAAUCUACCUAAGAAUAUUCGCUCAAAAAAUCUGCUAAAGAUUUUUUCAACUGUUGGAAGUGUGAAGAACAUCCGUAUCUGCCGGACACAAAACAGUGUAAGCGGUGCUCCACCCGCAGCAAGAUCAGCAAAAAACGAUAGUAUGCUUUUCAGUAACAAGGUCCAUGCUUUUGAUGAGUAUAAGAAAGUUGAGCUAGCCGAGAAAGCAGUAAAGUCUUACCUACUCAUAUUUUCAGACUACGAAGUCCGCUUGAUGAAAAAGCAAACUGUGAUGGAGAGGGACUUGACUGAGCAGGUCAGAGAAAGUCAGGAAAUGGAGAAGAAGAAACUCCAAGAACAUGCCAAAACUAUGGAUAAUUUGGAACGAGCAAAGAGAGAAGAGACUAUGAUGGGAAGGGACUUGACUGAGCAGGUCAGGGAAAGUCAGGAAAUGGAGAAGACGGAUCUCCAAGAACAUGCCAAAACUAUGGAUAAUUUGGAACGAGCAAAGAGAGAAGAGACUGUGAUGGAGAGGGACUUAACUGAGCAGGUCAGGGAAAGUCAGGAAAUAGAGAAGACGAAUCUCCAAGAACAUGCCAAAACUAUGAAUAAUUUGGAACGAGCAAAGAGAGAAGAGGCUGCUUCAUUGAUUGAAGCUGAAAAUCAGCGAAAACUGGUAGAAGAAAGAGAGCUUUCUGAGUGCGAGCCACAUGACAAGAAGAUGUCGGAUAACAAGGAUUUUGACACAUUCGGCCGUAAAGUCUUCUGUGAAGAUCAUGAGGACAUUCUUCUUUUCGAGAAAGUUCUCUCCAACCAGGCGUUCAUCAUAUUCAGAAAUGUGAAGAUGGAUGUAUACAUGAAGCACCACCUUGAGGCUGCGGACAUAUAUGAAAUGAACCCCCAAGGAUUGUGGGAGACUAUGCCAAACAGAGUUGAAAAUAUUGUUUUGAAAGCAUGUGGGAAUUAA